GGAGGAGGAGGAGGGCGUGGCAGGAUGAGCCCGGAGGAGAGCAGGAAGGAGCGGGAGGCGAGGUCCCUGGCACUGGAGAGAGCCUAUGUACACGAUGUCUACGACCAGAUUUCGGCUCACUUCUCCAGCGCGAGAUAUCGGGCUUGGCCUCGAGUCAGACAGUUCCUCACCGACCUCGAGCCUGGAGCCUUUGUGGCAGACGUAGGCUGUGGUAAUGGCAAAUACCUGCAUAUCAACCAGCAGGUAUUUAAAGUCGGUGUGGACAGGUGCUUCAACCUAACAGGCGCGGCGAGAGAACGAGAUCACGAGGUGAUGGUGAGCGACAACCUGGCCCUUCCGUUCCGCGACGAGAGCUUCGACGCCGCCCUCAGCAUCGCGGUCAUCCACCACUUCGCCACGACCGAGCGCCGCGUCAGGGCCCUCCGCGAACUGGCCCGGAUUCUCAAGAUCGGGGGCCGCCUCAUGAUCAGCGUCUGGGCCAUGGAACAGCGCCAUCGCAAGUUCGAGUCACAGGACGUGUUGGUUCCGUGGCACCGUCCCGAACAGUCUUCCAGUGAUGACAAGGCUUCGAGUGUGGAGAGGGACCUUAACUCUACCACGACAGACGAUGAUGAUGUGUUGCACUACCACGCUCAUAACCACAGCGACAGUGAUUCCUGCCCUUCCAACAGCAGAUAGUGAUAUCUGGAACCCCCUGCGACCUGUGACGUCACAGCGACAUCACGCUCAGGU
Penaeus indicus is the source of this 732-nucleotide messenger RNA. RefSeq names its product probable tRNA methyltransferase 9B. The record is from RefSeq and is a predicted model, not a curated record. Gene Ontology annotation, molecular function: S-adenosylmethionine-dependent methyltransferase activity; tRNA (5-carboxymethyluridine(34)-5-O)-methyltransferase activity; tRNA binding. The transcript has 5 exons. NCBI's taxonomy places the organism in Eukaryota, Metazoa, Arthropoda, Malacostraca, Decapoda, Penaeidae. Gene Ontology annotation, cellular component: cytoplasm; nucleus. Gene Ontology annotation, biological process: tRNA wobble uridine modification; tRNA methylation. The coding region runs from base 25 to 678 and encodes 217 amino acids.